Lobosporangium transversale is the source of this 6915-nucleotide messenger RNA. Its product is annotated as CCR4-Not complex component, Not1-domain-containing protein. Gene Ontology annotation, cellular component: CCR4-NOT core complex; P-body. The coding region runs from base 361 to 6747 and encodes 2128 amino acids. Gene Ontology annotation, biological process: nuclear-transcribed mRNA catabolic process, deadenylation-dependent decay. The transcript has 12 exons. The record is from RefSeq and is a predicted model, not a curated record. Gene Ontology annotation, molecular function: molecular adaptor activity. NCBI's taxonomy places the organism in Eukaryota, Fungi, Mortierellomycota, Mortierellomycetes, Mortierellales, Mortierellaceae.
CUCAACUUCACAGCAUUCGUCAACUUUUUUUUUUAUCAUGAUGUGAUUCAUUGUUUUCAUUUUCAUUAAUUCAUAUUGUCUUGAGCUUGAUCAUGAGGAACAGAAGCAAUGAUCAGAUAGAAAAAUAUUUGUAUUAUGAGUAAAUGCACAGGGAGACCAACCACGCCACUUCGUAGUUGACUAAUUACUAUGUCUAUGAUGCUAUUCUGGCACAUGAUUCAACUCUACUAGAUUGGCCCCUUGUACAUACCACCUAUUCGUGUGAGCCAUCUUUUUCUACUCUUAGUUUGGUUGAUCAAUUCAUCCUGAAUCUUUCCAUUUCUUUCCCUUGGGUGCGCAUCAUGUACUCUUUUGUUCAGUAUGAGCUCUGAAGAUAAACAACCCAAUUCAAGUCAGCCCACAACUCCCGCCUCCUCCAGGUUGAGUCUCCCCUCCAAAAAGUCCAGUUUCUUGACCAUUGUCAAAGCUCAGGUCAAGGUUCUCCUCUCAACCCUUUCCGAGAAUACUUACACUCGAAGUGUUACUGAAAUCCACUCGCUGAUUGAGGACAACGGAAAACCCGUUUAUUUACAUUUUAUAAGACUCAUUGUCCAAGCCUGGCAAUCAGGGCAGGGAUCUCAAUCAAGUAACUACUCAGGUGCACCUAUCCACAGGCUCCUCAUCGAUCAGGUUCAGGUCCUCGCCAAGACCCAGACCUCAGCCACAUACUUUUGCGAAGCCGUUAGUACAACAGAAAAGAGUGAGGCGCUCAAGAAUUUUGAUUUCGAGCUCUUUAUCAAGGAUUUGCCAUUGAAGCCUAUUGAAAAAAUUCGCCUAGCCAUUGCACUUCUUCAGUCACCCAAAUCUGAACUCGUUGCUCAAGCUGAACGUAUCAUUCAGUCAACUGCAUCAGCCUUAAAGGAGCAGCUUACCUCAGCCGAUCAAUUACUCGAGUUUGUUCAAUCACUCGACGCGUCAAAUUACAAGUCCUGGGACGAACCGAGGGAUCCAGUCACCGGUCUUAUUAAUACUUUGUACAAUAACAACAUCCCUUCAGUCGUCACUAACACUAUCAAGGAGAUUCGCGAUAUGAAUGAUAACUCUGAGUCUGCAGCCCUGGCAAAAGUCAUGUGCGAGGCUGGACCCUCUUGCUGCAAAUCAGUAUCAUCUGUUAAUGAUAUUCUGCGCCAAGCGGGAUAUGAUAAUUCUAGGACGCCUGAUGAGCAAGAUAUUGCACGUGUUCUCGGCAUGAUGGUCUCACGACAAUCAAAAGCAGGCUCUGAGAGUGCCUGGGACUUUAAGAACGUUGCUACAGCACUAAACAAGAAUACUGUUGAUUGGGUCAAGGUCAUUCAAGCGCUGGACUAUCCUGAAUUCAAGAUCUCAGAUGUUUCUGGCUUAGAAUUUAUAAUCAAUUCAUUCAGAAGUGCAGACAAGAAUGGGCGUCUCUUUCCUCUAGAGGCGUUCUGGGGACAGUGGAGCAAUGUUGAGGGUCAAAUUUCAAUUUUGAAAGCGCUCGUUGCUGCGCCGACAAAGUUAUUAGAACAAGAGUGGGCGGCAUCAUCUAGGACAUUCACAAGAGAUCAGUUUGCACAGUCAAGCGCCGAAGUUCAGGCGCACGCAUCUGCUGAGCUGGAAUCGAGUGUUUGGAAUUGCAUUCCUUUGGUAGAAACUGUAAUGACAUUGGCCGACAACGAAGUUCAUGACCCACUACUGGAUAUGGGCUUAAAAUCAAACACAGAGCUUCUCUUCCUUGGCCUUGUUCAGCUCAAGACGCCUUGGAGUUCAUUACAUCAAGACGUCGUUUCCAAGUUGCUUCAUGUUUAUUUGACAGGAGUUGGCAUCAUCCCUCAAUUUGUGCAAACACGAUUGUGGCAGGUUAAUCAGGGUCUAUUUGUCUCUGGUUUGUUGGACCUUUACGAUCAUGACCGCUCAUCACUCCCAAAGAUACUUAAGCUUACAGAAGAUCUUUCGAUCUUGAAUAAGGUGCUUGAAGUCAAGUCAUUUAUGUUUGCGAUUGAUUUGGCCGUGCUUGCGUCCAGUCGGAACCUUUUGGCAUUGGAUAAAUGGUUACAGAAUAGGAUCGCUGCUGGUCAGGAUAUCUUCGUCAGGGCUUGUCUGGACUAUCUUAGUGAGAGAAUUGUUAACGAUGCUCGUCAGAGCACCCCAGCAAACAAGGAGCUACCAGUAGAGACAAUUACUAUUUUCUUACAAGUCCUUCUUGGAAGUUCAAUUUCCCCUGAAAAUUCAGCUGUUUUGAAGAAUGUUCAUAAUGCAUGUCUUCAACUCCAUCCUCAACUUGCUAAUGUUGCGCCUGCUGUAGAGGGAGGUGUCACCGGUAACGAGACAUCAUUUUCAGAUGAUGUUGAAGAGGCCAAUAACGAUUACUAUAAGCGCAUCUACCGAGGCGAGAUUUCCAUCCCUGAAAUUGUUGAUUUGUUGCAGCAGUUUAAGAACUCCUCUGACCCUCGUGAGCAGGACAUCUAUGCGUGCAUGAUUCACAAUUUGUUUGAUGAAUACCGAUUCUUCCCCACGUAUCGUGAGAGAGAGCUCGCCAUCACCAGUGAUUUGUUUGGUGCUCUAAUCCAACAUCAGCUAGUCUCCUACAUUCCACUCGGUAUUGCUCUCCGAUACGUAUUGGAUGCUCUCCGUAAUCCUCCAGGGUCAAAGAUGUUCAACUUUGGUGCCCAAGCUCUGAGUCGAUUCCAGUCAAGGCUUCAGGAGUGGCCCACAUAUUGCUCGCAUCUCCUUCAGAUCCCUCAUCUUCAGCAAGUCCAUCCAGAGAUUGUGCGCUAUAUCCAUGCCGUUCUUCCUUCCGCGACUGCAGCCUCACAAGACGGCUCUGGUCUCUCGUCAGACCUUACCACUUCAUCGCCUCAACAACCCAUCAAUCAAGAAGUUCAACGACAAAUUUCACAACCAACACCUGCUUCCACAAUAGUUCCCCAACCAGCAGCUCCCCCUGUUUUUACUUCUCUUAAUGUGGAUACACUUCUCAUUGGGCGCGAUGAUAUCGACUAUGAGGCACCUAAUGAGCAAACGCAAGACAAAAUUCUGUUUAUCGUCAACAAUGUUUCUCAAAGCAAUCUAGAGGUGAAGCUAGCAGAGAUGAAGGAGCUUCUCCGCGAGAGUGCAUACCGUUGGUUCAGUAACUAUAUCGUAGUCAAACGUGCGAGUAUUGAGCCCAACUACCACGUCUUAUAUCUUCAAUUCCUCGAUGGACUUCAAAGUCCUUUGCUUUAUCGCCAUAUUCUACAUGAGACUUACGCCAAUAUCAAGAUUUUAAUCAAUUCCGAAAAAACAGUACAGUCAUCUUCUGAUCGAACCCUAUUGAAAAACCUCGGAUCCUGGCUUGGUGGCAUGACUCUGGCUCGUAAUCGACCCAUUAAGCAUAAGAAUCUGGCAUUUAAGGAACUUCUCAUUGAAGGUUACGACAGCAACAGACUGAUUGUCGCCAUUCCAUUUGUCUGCAAGGUUCUGGAACAGUGCAACAAGAGUAAGGUCUUCAAGCCACCUAACCCCUGGCUUGUGGCCAUUAUGCGUCUUCUUGUCGAGCUUUAUCAGUUUGCAGACUUGAAACUGCAUCUCAAGUUUGAAAUCGAGGUGCUCUGCAACAGACAGGCCCCCCAGGAACUUGUCGCUCACCCUGCAACACUUACUCAGGACUUUGAGCGUCUUUCAAUGGGCGGAUAUGCUCCAUCAGCAAGAAUGCCCGUUCAAGCUGCAGUCCCUUCGACCGUUGCCACUUCACAGCAGGAUGCUUCUAUGGAGAUGGUUCCCAAUUUGGCUGCAUUUGUCACUUUCAAUCCUCCUGCGUUCUACAAUGAGCGCCCUGCUCUCAAGCGACUCGUGCAUAUUGCCAUCGAUCGUGCUGUCCGAGAGAUUGUUGCUCCUGUUGUCGAUCGCUCUGUCACUAUUGCAGGCAUUUCCACACGUGAGAUGAUCAUUAAGGACUUUGCCAUGGAGCCUAAUGAGGAAAAGAUGCGCAAGGCCGCUCAUCUUAUGGUUCAAAAUCUUGCUGGUAGUCUUGCCCUUGUUACUUGCAAGGAGCCACUCCGAGUUAGCAUGGCUAAUAUUAUUCGCACGCUGUUCCUCCAGAAUGGAUUUACAGAUCAGAAUAUGCCAGAACAAUCCAUUCUGAUGACUGUUAAUGACAAUUUGGAUCUUGCUUGUUCCGUUAUCGAAAAGGCAGCUAUGGAAAAGGCCAUUCCAGAAAUCGAAGAGAGCUUAGCGAAUGCAUUUAAUGCAAGGAAGAAGCAUCGCGAACGUACAGGACAACCUUAUUACGACGUGGCUACGUAUCAGUCUUCUCGCUAUCCUGCCAGCCUUCCCGAGCCCCUCCGUAUUAAGCCUACAGGUCUCUCGGCUCAGCAGCUGCGCGUUUAUGAGGAUUUCGCCCGCUUGCCCAGACAGGCAGCUAUGGCACCAGUCUUUGACACUGACAGAAGUGUUCGUACUCCUCUCAAUGCAAGGGCUGAUGCCGGUCAAGCCUUCCCGUUCAAUACUAACGAAUUGUCGUAUAACAACGCGCCCAUUCCACUGUCAGCUCACCAGGCUCUGGAGAAGUUUGCUCAAAUCAUCAGUGAGCUUGACAAGCUUAUCAGUCUUUCGCCCUCAAUGCCUUUGGCAGCACUUCCUCCCAACCACGAGGUCAAGAUGCUAGCUCGUCUCGUACCCUUAAUCCCUGCACAGUCUUUCAGUCCUGAUGAGAUGGCACUGACGUUCUCGCAAAAGAUUGUUCAGUUACUGUACAAGACAGACCAGGUAUUGUCGCGAGAUGUGUAUGCAGUGUUGUUGGAGCAGCUCUGUGCCCUUUCGAGCAAGGUGGCCAAGGAAGUGACUGAAUGGCUUAUCUAUGCGGACGAUGAGCGCAAGUUUAAUGUGCCUGUCACUGUGACGUUGACUAAGGCCGGAUUAGUGAGCCUUGUUGACCAGGAUAUUCAACUGGCGCGCCUAAUUGAGAUUGGCCGUCCCGGUAUAGUUGAGUACGCUAUCAAGUUGAUUCGCGAAUGUGUCCUUAGUGAACAACCCUGCGCUAGCCGCAACGAAUUCAUCAACUCACUCAACGUGCUUAACCGCCUGGCGCAACGCGGAGGCAAGACUGUCGAACCUAUUGUCUUACUUAUCGAGGAUAUCCGCCGACGUGCUCUGGCACCUAGGGAGGCCGCCAAGGAUAUCGACAAUUCAGUGCUGCGAGAACAACUUGCCUUUAUCUUUGCUGAAUGGAUUCGCGUUUAUCAGCUUCCGACUUCAAACGAUAAGGAUUAUGGUGCUUUUAUCAAUUCGAUUCAACAGCAGGGUGUCUUGAAGGGCGAAGAAAUUUCGUCAUUGUUCUUCAGAGUAUGCACGGAAAUGAGUGUGGAGAGCUACAUCAAAUACAAAGUUACCAACACUACCGCUGCAUAUCAGGGCGUUGACGCCUUCGUUAAAUUGAUUGUUACCCUUGUCAAACAUUACUCAGAUCCUCAAGGCGUGAACCACAGCGGAGCCAAGGUCACGUAUCUUACUACUUUGUUGUCCAUCAUUGUUUUAGUCUUGGCUCAGGCACAUGAACAACGUCGCGGUCAGUUCAACCAGAAACCCUUCCUGCGUCUAUUCUCGGGUCUGUUGACAGAGAUGAUGACUUCGUAUGAGUCAAGCCCUGGCAUGUAUUUCCAGAUCUUGACAGCUUUUAGCAACACAUUCCAUACUUUGCAGCCUUUGGUCUUCCCUGGAUUUACAUACGGAUGGCUUUCACUUAUUUCUCAUCGUGCAUUUAUGCCAAAGUUGCUGCUGGCGGAGAAUGGUAAGGGAUGGGCCUCAUUCCAGAAGCUUCUCGUGUGCCUCUUCCGUUUCUUGAUCCCAUUCUUGGUUGGAGGGGAGAUGCGGGACACAACUCGGGCACUUUACAAGGGUACACUUCGGGUGUUGCUUGUGUUACUACACGAUUUCCCCGAGUUCCUGUGCGACUACCACUUUAGUUUCUGUGAUGUGAUUCCUCAUACAUGCAUUCAACUGCGCAACCUGAUUCUCAGCGCGUUCCCGCGCAACAUGAGGUUGCCAGAUCCUUUCACGCCCAACCUGAAAGUGGAUCUUUUGGCGGAAAUUCAUCAACCACCACGUGUGCUUUCAGAUUACACUAGCAGUCUGUCUGUUAGCAUGAAGAGCGACGUUGAUACGUAUUUGCGAACACGUGAACAUGCAGCAUUCUUGGACAACUGGCAAGAGAUCCUGGCACUUGAUCCUAACAAUCAGGACUUGUUCUCUGGAGGAUCCAAAUACAAUGUACCGAUGAUCAACUCGUUGGUCUUGUAUGUUGGCGUCAAUGGCAUUGCACAAUUGCAUGCUUCCAAAUCAGAAGACAAUGGUAACAGCAGCAGCAGCAGCAAAGACAUCGGAGAUGCGAAUGCCAACAGAUCCUCAUCGUCUUCGUCUUCCCAGAUCGCGCAGACAGCAUCAAUGGAUAUUUUCCAAAAACUGUUGACAGAGUUGGAUUCUGAAGGCCGCUACUUGUUCUUGAGUGCGAUUGCCAACCAAUUGAGAUACCCUAAUUCUCAUACGCAUUACUUCAGUCGUGCUACUCAGGAAAAGAUCAAAGAGCAGAUUACAAGGGUUCUGUUGGAACGUCUGAUUGUAAACCGCCCACAUCCAUGGGGUUUGCUGAUUACGUUUAUUGAGCUUAUCAAGAAUCCACGCUAUGCAUUUUGGGACCAUGCGUUCACUAGGAUUGACCCUGACAUUGAGAAGCUUUUUGAUUCUGUAUCGCGGUCAGUCAAGCGAUCAGCUUAAGGACAAGUAACAAGACAGCAUUUCAUACGAGAUUGAUUAUUCUUCAUUUUGCCACGCUUUACGUUUUAUUGUAAUCUUUGUCAAAAGAGAAAGCAUUGUACCAUAUUGGUCAUUUAGUUUAGAUUUGAGAUUUUUUGAGUGUACGACUAUUCCAUAAUAAAAAAUGCC